GUUGUUGGGGUUUGUUUGGCUUGGUUUGGGUUUUUUUGGUUGGUUUGGUGCUUGGGUUUUUUUUCACAAUUGCCUUUAUGAGUUUCUCUCCACAUCAGGAAAUCUGAAAAAAUGGGAUUUUUACUUCUCCCCAGGUAUACUCACUUGACAAUCUUAAUGAUCCAUCUCUCCUCAGGGCACAAUUAGAGGUGUUACUUAGAAGGAGCUUUAAAAGGGUUGUUGAGCACGGCCUCUUGGCUGGGUUGCUCUAGGACCCAGAGCGACUGGGACUCACAGAAAUCUUCACCUGAAUGAAUUUUCCUCUCAUGCCUUAUAAGGAGUCCAGGAAAACAAGGAAGUGAUAGCCACGUUCACGUUACUGUGUGCACAGCUUGUCCUCUUUACCUGCCCAGGUAGCCCUUGUUUUCACUUUUGUUCAUGGUCCGUCCCGCCGGGGUUGGAGUUUCCUCGCACUCCGGCCCAGCACUGAAAACGAAUGGGGAUUGAAUUGCUUUGCCUCUGUUUCCUAUUUCUGCAAAGAAAUAACUAUGUGCAAGGGACCUGUUCUCAGGAAAGCGCAGUGACUUGUGAAGAUUGUUUGCUUUCCGGACCACACUGCGCUUGGUGUUCGCAAGAGAAUUACACAGACUCGUCUGGAAUUCAUGGGAGGUGUGAUACCCUGGAAAAUCUUUUGUCCAAAGGAUGCCAGUUGAACUGGAUUGAGUUUCCCAUUUCAGAAGUAGAAAUUCACAGAAAUUAUCCCCUAACGGGGGGAUCAUCUGUAUCAUCCCAGAGGAACAGUUCUGAAGUCACACAGAUUUCUCCCCAAAAAUUAACUCUGAGGCUGCGACCAGGACAUGAAGAAACAAUACAGAUCAAGGUUCGCCAGACUGAGGAUUAUCCCAUUGAUCUCUACUACCUCAUGGACCUUUCAGCUUCCAUGGAUGAUGACCUGAAUACAAUCAAAGAGCUGGGUUCAACUCUUUCCAAAGAGAUGUCAAAACUGACAAGCAACUUUAGACUGGGGUUUGGAUCUUUUGUUGAAAAACCAGUUUCACCAUUUAUCAAAACUACAGCUGCAGAAAUAAACAACCCUUGCAGGAGUGUACCAUACGAGUGCUUACCCACCUUUGGAUAUAAAAACGUUUUGCCACUAACAAAUGAUGCUGAAAAAUUCAAUGAAAUUGUGAAAGGACAGCGAAUUUCUGCUAACAUAGACACCCCAGAGGGAGGAUUUGAUGCAAUUAUGCAGGCAGCUGUUUGCAAGGAAAAAAUUGGAUGGAGGAAUGACUCUCUACAUUUGCUGGUGUUUGUGAGCGAUGCUGAUUCCCAUUUUGGGAUGGACAGUAAAUUGGCAGGGAUUGUUAUUCCUAAUGAUGGGAACUGUCAUUUGGACCACAAUAAUGAAUAUUCCAUGUCAACUGUUCUGGAGUAUCCCACAAUUGGACAAUUAAUUGACAAACUUGUGCAAAACAAUGUUCUAUUAAUUUUUGCUGUAACAAAUGAGCAAGUUCCCAUAUAUGAGAAUUAUGCAAAGCUUAUUCCCGGUGCUACCGUUGGACGACUACAGAAGGAUUCUGGAAAUAUUCUCCAGCUGAUCAUUGCUGCAUAUCAGGAGCUGAGGUCUGAGGUUGAAUUGGAGAUCCUGGGAGAGACAGAAGGGCUCAAUCUCUCCUUCACGGCCAUCUGUAACAAUGGGACCUUUUUCCCACAUCAGAGGAAAUGCUCUCAUGUGAAAGUGGGAGAUACAGUCUCUUUCAAUGUGACUGUAAGUCUCUCUUCUUGUGAAAAAAGCAGAAAGCUUAUCAAGAUAAAACCUGUGGGGCUCAGUGACGUGCUGGAGAUGGAAAUUCAUCCCCUGUGCAGCUGCAGCUGUCAGGCCGAGGCGGAGGAGCAGAGCCCCAAGUGCAGCCAAGGGAAAGGCUCGCUGGAGUGCGGCGUGUGCGUGUGCAGCCCGGGCUUCGUGGGGCCGCGCUGCGAGUGCCACGAGAGCUCCCUGGGUGCCAGCUCCUGCCGGGGCCCGGCCGAGCACAGCUCCUGCAGCGGCAGAGGCGACUGCCUCUGCGGCCAGUGCCUGUGCCACCCGUCCCCCUACGGAAAGGUCUACGGGCCCCGCUGCGAGUGCAAUGACUUCUCCUGCCCCAGGCACAGAGGGCUGCAGUGCACAGGCAAUGGUGAUUGUGACUGUGGGGAAUGCAAGUGCCACAGUGGAUGGACUGGUGAAUACUGUAAUUGCACAACUGAUACCAGCACCUGCCUUGCUGAGGAUGGGACACUGUGCAGUGGGAGAGGUGAAUGCAUCUGUGGCACAUGUGCUUGCACCCAUCCAGGGGCUUCGGGCCAAAUGUGUGAGAAAUGCCCUCUCUGCGGUGACCCCUGCAGUUCCAGACGGAGCUGUGUGGAAUGUCACUUGGCUUCCGAUGACAAGUCACUGGGAGAUUGCAGUGAGAAAUGCAAAUUGGUUGAUGCAACUGUCAGCAUGGCAAUGGAUUAUUCAGAGGAUAAAUCCAUUUCCUGCUCUUUGCAGGGGGAAAAUGAAUGUAUAACCACAUUUCUACUGGCUGUGGAUGAACAAGGAAGGACAGUCAUUCACAGCAUAGAACGGAAAGAUUGUGCACAGCAUCCAAAUAUCCCAAUGAUAGUGGUGGGUGUCACCCUUGCCAUCCUUCUCAUUGGCAUUGUUUUACUUUGUAUAUGGAAACUACUGGUGUCAGUUCAAGACCGAAAAGAGGUGGCCAAGUUUGAAGCAGAAAAAUCAAAAGUUAAAUGGCAAACGGAAACAAAUCCACUGUACAGAGGCUCAACAACCACUUUUAAAAAUGUGACUUAUAAGAACCAAGAUAAGCAUAAAAGGCCCAUGGCUACAGAUUUCUAUUAGCACCUCCAACACUACAAACUUAGUUUUACUGACAGGAAAUCUAACCCAAAACUUCUUUCUUCUCAGCUGAUUACAUGAUAUUUGUUUGCAAGUUGUGGUGGUAUAACCAUUCUGUUAGGGAGUAUAUAUCUUGUGUUGGGACAAAUAAAGAUAACAUAUUAGUAGUAAAGGUUAGUAGAAAUAUUUUUUUAAAUGAUCCUUUAUUGUUAAAGCCCCCAUCUUAAAAAAAAUGUCACCACAAAUAACUUUAAUUUUGUCUUUAAUACUGAGGAUUAUAAAUUAUCAUGUAAGCUUAUUUUUUGUUAAAUUAGAUAUAUACAAUGAACUUUAUACUAGUUUGUUCAUACACACAAUCCCAUAAAUUAGUGUUUAGGAAUGUAUUUGUAUCAGUCUAUUUGAUGAGCUGGUUUAAACUUAGAAUUUUUUUUUUUCAUGAAUGCAGUUUAAACCACUGAGGAUUGAGCUUUCUCAUAAUCAUCUGUGUGACUGAAUAGUUUCUCACUAGAAAAAAAGUAGUGAUAUUGCCUGUCUUCGGUAAAUGUAAGUUAUCCAGAAACAUUUGUUCUCUGAUAAUGUUCUUAAAGGACCUAGGCACUGAGAUUAUCUCAGGAAAAGUUAAAUCAAGCCAAACAAGCCUUAUUCACUUGCAGUUGUUUUCUGUUCCAGGCAGACUGCUUUUUUUGUUUGUUUUUUUCUUUUAAAUUCUAGUAAAAAGGACACAGAGAAAAAGGUAAAUAUUUGUAAAUUAGAGACCCCAGUAGACACACUUUUAAACCAGAGGAUUAGCAGAACUCCAUUUCACCAUUUACAUCCUGUAAAUGAUUUGGGUACUCACAAUACACCUCCCAUGCUGGACCAUCACAAAGGUGGCUCAGGAGCCCUUUACAUGCAGAAAUGUUUACAUAAAAGUUUUAUUGUCACACACAAAGACAGUACUCUUUUGUUGAUAUGGCCAAAAAUUGAGAGGUUCUUUCAAAACCCAGCAGCCAAACUGCUUAUUCUUGUGUGUAAUAACUUAUACAGCACUUUGGGGCUGGUUUGUUUGGUGUUGGGUUUGGUUUGGUUUUUUUCCCCAAACUAAACAACAAACAGAUUUAUGACUUUCACUUCACAUUCAUUUCUAUUAUGUUAAUGAGGAAUUUUAAAUCUCCAUUUUUGCUAAUUAUAAAUGACUCGCCAUAAAUUUUUGAAUCGUAAUCUGUUAGCAUGCAUAGCACUGCAUAAAGUAAUUAUAAAAGUAGCUAACAUGCUGGCAUAGAAAAAUUACAACAUUGGGCUGUUUUAAGGUAAUAAUAAUGAACUUUACAUUUUAAUAUCACUUUUCAGCUGCAUUUGUUGCUACUCUGAAAUGGAUGUUCAAAAUGUACAUAUGAAGGUACUUAGAAAAGAAGACUUAGAAAUCAAAGGUACUUUGACACUGUUACAAAUGAUCAUGUACAUUCCCUGAGGUAAAUAGGGAAUUUGACCUGAAAAUGUAUUUAUCUGAAAAAGUUGAUGUCCAUUUUGUAAUAAAUAUUUACCAAGCCUGUGCACCUUCAGUCUCCAUAUCCUCCACAAUUCCUGGGAUUGAGACUGGGAAAUUAGCUAGCUCUGACCCAUGCCUGUUUUAGGGCCUGAUCCAAAGCCUGCUGGAGUCAAUGGCUACAGAUGUGGAUCUAGUUUCAGUGAAACUAUUAGUUUUCGUUUACAAAGAUUGUUUUGUUUAAACAAACAGGUUCAUACUGUCUAUUAGUGAAUUAGAACCUAUGGUACAUAUAUCUGUGCAAAGAGAAAUAGUUUCAGAUGCCUUUGGAAAGAUGGUGAUGCCAGAACCAUGCCUUGGGUACAAAAUGACAGCAGUGUGACGAAGUGAUGGCCGCAAUGAAACUGGAAGGGAUUCGUGUCUGUGCUCUGGUACCCCUGCUCCUCUCACAGUGGAAACUGCACAGAUAAAGGCUCACAUCUGUGGCCCUUCCAGCCACUAGGCUCCCACAGAUGUCAGUGCAAGUUACAUGUGGGACCAAAUCCCAUUUCCCUGGCACAUGGAUAAACUCACAGAGCCAAAGCUGACCCCUGAAUCUGCUCAGAUUCCACUUGGAUGGGAUUGCCUAAGGGACUAGGGAAAUCUGGAUUUCACCCAUGUAGGUUAUCUGUUACUCUUUGUUUCUCACUUACUUUUCAAGUAAUAAAAAUCUAUACUGUUUACUAAAUACCUUUUAUGUUCUGUUUCUGAGAUCUCAUUUUGCUGCUCAGUAUUAGGGUUGAAAGCCUUUCUCCUCUAGGCCACCCAUUUCAAUAUCCCAAUGUAUCUCAGCCUCCAAAUGUUAAUUACAAAGUGGUGUUUGCAUUUCAUAUCAAAUGCUUGGUGCUCUACAUUCCGUGUUUCUACAGGAGAUCUCAUUUCACAAACCUUCCCACCCUCUUCCCAUCACUUGUGUCUUCUGAUCGUCAGCAGAGAUCUAAUUUGUUUGCAGUCCAAUAGCUCCUCCUAACAAUCUCUCUCCAAAUUAUCAAAGAUGUACAGGAGCAAGGCAGGAUGAUUUGCAAUCUCCCUGCUGUAACUGACUGUACUAUAAAUUUUCUAUGCACCUUCCAAUUUGUCAGGAUGAAAAUCACUCAAAAAAUCAAGAAUUUAUCAGAAGAGAGAAAAUAGAAGGACUUGGUGAGGAAGUUCUCUAUUAUUGAGGGAUAUUAAAUAACUGGACUCAUACAUAUGAGCCAUCCUUUAACAGCAUUAAUUUAGAUAACAAUUUUUGACUAAACUCCCAGAUUUCAAGAACUUUGAAGAUUUCACUUGACAUUCACUCUAGAAAUAAGUGGUAUUCAUCCCUUUAUGUUAGCUAUAUAAUUUUCAUAUUGUAGAAUUUGUAUUAAAGUUCAUACUUUUCUCUUUUUACAUUUUUUUCUCCACCAAGCUAUAAGUGAGUUUGUGUGUGGUAAGUGGGAUGAAAAAGUCUUUCUGCUGUUUUCACAAACACUGUUUUGACCUGAGGCUGGACCUUGAGAGUGGCCAACACAUUUUUAGUAGUAAUACUUCUAUUCACUAAUGAGUUAAAUUGAAUAGAAGAAUAAUCUUUAGCAAUUUUAUGGUAUUUGUAUGUCCCAUACACCCUAUAGAAUAGUAAUUUCAUUAAUGUAUGUUAAAUGGAUAAUUUUUCAUUUGAUUUAUAAAGGUGCGUGUUAAAUUUGUAUUGUAAAUGUCCAGAUUGCAUUCAAGUUUGUUUUGUAAUGUAACUACUGAGUAAUGAGUUGGGAUACAAGAUUUGGGUGUCAAGUGCAAUACUCUCCAUGCCUCAUCUGCCUUUAUGUAGAAGUUAAAGUUUGUUUUGCAGUGUGUAUAAUGAAGUUAUUGCCCCUAAACUUAUCACAAACAAUCUAAAUAUAAAAAGAAGAGACAAUUUUUAGCUUCAUCUAUUGAAAGAAACCAGUAAAUCAUUCAACUUGUUUGUGUAAAAAAAGAGUUAUUUGACCUUGAAUAAAUAUUGUAAAAUU
Prinia subflava (tawny-flanked prinia) is the source of this 6328-nucleotide messenger RNA. It is a transcript of the gene ITGB6, whose product is annotated as integrin subunit beta 6. Gene Ontology annotation, cellular component: cell surface; integrin alphav-beta6 complex; focal adhesion. The transcript is spliced from 16 exons. The coding region runs from base 476 to 2857 and encodes 793 amino acids. The record is from RefSeq and is a predicted model, not a curated record. Gene Ontology annotation, molecular function: integrin binding. Gene Ontology annotation, biological process: cell adhesion mediated by integrin; cell-matrix adhesion; integrin-mediated signaling pathway. NCBI's taxonomy places the organism in Eukaryota, Metazoa, Chordata, Aves, Passeriformes, Cisticolidae.